Messenger RNA from Sceloporus undulatus (fence lizard), 1450 nucleotides. RefSeq names its product protein tyrosine phosphatase 4A2 (gene PTP4A2). The record is from RefSeq and is a predicted model, not a curated record. Lineage: Eukaryota; Metazoa; Chordata; Lepidosauria; Squamata; Phrynosomatidae. The transcript is spliced from 6 exons. Gene Ontology annotation, biological process: protein dephosphorylation; positive regulation of cell migration. Bases 768 to 1271 code for a protein of 167 amino acids. Gene Ontology annotation, cellular component: nucleus. Gene Ontology annotation, molecular function: protein tyrosine phosphatase activity.
UCCGGUUUUUGGGUCGCGAGGCUGCCGGCCUUCGACGCCUCCUUCCCGGCUUCUCUUCCUUCUCUUCUUCCGCGGCUCUGGCCCGGCUUCCAGGCCUCGACCCCUCGGGCGCAGGGGCCCUCCUCGGCUUGGCCGCCGAGACGGAGGCGCCCGCUCCGACCCUCGCCAGUCAAUGCUCCCGGUUUUCCGUUUGAAUCUACGCCACACAUUUAUGGCGAUUCUGAGAGUCAGGGCAGAUUUCUGCCGGGCCCAGCACAGCACCCUGGUCAAGAAGUAAGCUGGGGGCCGGGGUCUUACGUGCCAUAACUAAACUUUGCCUUGAAGACUUCCAGACACCAAGACACAAAAAGCCUCAAAUAUAUGGGGUUAUCUUCUGCACAUUGGAAACCUCUUCCUCUUAGUGACACUAGAGAAGCGAAGCCUGGCUGAACCCAAGUGGAGAGAAGACCUGUCCUUACAUUUUCUUUGUGCCUCACCAGUGCCUAAAUGUAGUAAAGGCUGCCUAUUUUUUGCAUGUAGUAGAAGACUGCAGAAUCUGAAGGAGCGCCACCUGCAGUGAUCGAGGCUAAAGUUGAAUUCCAGCGGAUGCCCAAGGAAACCAGCUUUUCUUGAAGUGAAGAAUCAUCCCGAAGAACAAACCAACAAGAAAAGCUCUGAUCAAUCCCUGGACACUUUAGUGGUCUUUUUUUUUAAUGUUUUCUGCUGUGAAACGUUGCAAGAUUUGAAUUUUUUUCUCUCCCAACACAUCUCUUCCCCCCUUUGCCACAAUGAACCGUCCUGCUCCAGUGGAGAUUACCUAUGAGAGUAUGCGCUUCCUGAUCACCCACAAUCCAACCAAUGCAACCCUCACCAAAUUUACAGAGGAGCUGAAGAAGUAUGGAGUAACAACCUUGGUGCGAGUCUGCGAUGCUACCUAUGAUAAAGCACCUGUUGAAAAAGAAGGAAUCCAAGUUCUAGACUGGCCCUUUGAUGAUGGAGCACCACCACCGAGUGAGAUCGUGGAUGACUGGCUCAACCUCUUGAAAACCAAAUUCCGUGAAGAACCCGGCUGCUGCGUUGCUGUACACUGUGUGGCAGGGCUGGGAAGAGCCCCUGUUCUGGUUGCCCUCGCACUCAUUGAAUGUGGAAUGAAGUAUGAAGACGCCGUGCAGUUUAUAAGACAGAAAAGGAGGGGAGCUUUCAACUCCAAACAGCUGCUUUAUCUUGAGAAAUACCGACCGAAGAUGCGAUUACGCUUCAGAGAUGCCAACGGCCACUGCAUCGUGCAGUAAGUGAGAGGCCCCCGGUGAAGUCGUGACGCUGUCGUGGUUGUCUUUCUGGACUCGUGAAACCUGGAAAUGUAAUUCUGGAAUUGGAUGGCAUCCUUACCAUAGUGGAGUCAGUGCUCCUCAGCCUUUGUCCUAAUGAUGAUGAUUGUGAUACAAAAAUAAAAUUAAAACAUUUCAGUGAA